AUGCAGCUUAUCAACCAUGCCAUUUGUACCGUCACAAUUCUGGCCACCAUUGCGGCAGCAGGCCCCGGUUCAAUCGUUGCUAGGGGCGAAAAGCUCCACGUUUUCAAUGGCGAGAAAUCCGUCAUGGUCGAAAGUGGAGCCUCUGUGGAGACCCGCAACGUUUUGGCAGCCUUGGCCCAAGGAGACGUCGACUGCAAGGGCUCUGCCUUGUGCGAAAAGCUCGGUUCUAGCUGUGACGAUGCCUACCGCAAGGUGACUCCCAGCAACACCUACAGCACUUACCUCGACAAUUCCGACACUGGAACUUGCAGUGGAACCUGCGGUCUUUUUGUCAGCGGCGAUCACUGUGAGGCCUUGGGGCAGGAUUUGUUGGACGCCUACAAUGAUAUUCGCAAACGAGGCCAUUGUAGCCAUUGCGGACGCAAGCAAAUCGCCAACGGCUGUAUGAUCAAGAUUGACCGGGUGAUGGGUUGUUAA
Messenger RNA from Penicillium coprophilum, 477 nucleotides. RefSeq lists its product as uncharacterized. Lineage: Eukaryota; Fungi; Ascomycota; Eurotiomycetes; Eurotiales; Aspergillaceae. The record is from RefSeq and is a predicted model, not a curated record. The coding region runs from base 1 to 477 and encodes 158 amino acids. The transcript is spliced from 2 exons.